AUGUUGCAAACAUGGUUGUUUCCACAGUUACAAGCGGAUAGUGAUGAGUUUGUUUUUCAACAAGAUGGAGCACCGCCGCACUGGAAGUUAGAAGUUCGCCGGUAUUUGAACGGUGAACUCCCUCAGCGGUGGAUUGGGCGUAAAGGAAACGACGAUUUGGCGAUUCAUCCCUGGCCACCACGUUUCCCUGACCUCACACUUAAAAUCAGAAUCAAAGAUGCUGUUAAUGCCGUGACACCAGAUUUGAUCAGCAACGUUUGGGAAGAAUUUGAUUACCGUAUAGAUGUGUGUCGGGCGGCCGGUGGGAGUCAUAUUGAACAUUUGUAA
Messenger RNA from Macrosiphum euphorbiae (potato aphid), 327 nucleotides. NCBI's taxonomy places the organism in Eukaryota, Metazoa, Arthropoda, Insecta, Hemiptera, Aphididae. The record is from the annotation of a GenBank genome assembly.